This is a messenger RNA of Trematosphaeria pertusa, 702 nucleotides long. RefSeq names its product Non-heme 11 kDa protein of cytochrome bc1 complex. Lineage: Eukaryota; Fungi; Ascomycota; Dothideomycetes; Pleosporales; Trematosphaeriaceae. The record is from RefSeq and is a predicted model, not a curated record. Gene Ontology annotation, biological process: mitochondrial electron transport, ubiquinol to cytochrome c. The coding region runs from base 1 to 444 and encodes 147 amino acids. The transcript has 3 exons.
AUGGUUAUCACCGACUUUUUUUCCGACGUCUGGGAGACCUUCUCCCACCCGUCGCCCGACGCCGAGGCGCCCAAGGGUGGUGCCUCGACCAAUACCCCGUCGUCCGGCACCGACGAGGAGUCGCAGGAGGAGGCAGAUGUGAACAAAGCUGAUGCCGCCGAGGGAGGGGAUGAGGAUUCUGGACACAGGCCUAGCGGUGGAGACGAUGAGGAAGAGGAAGAAGAGGAGGAGACUGUUGAUCCCAAGGAUGCGCUGGAGGAGGAAUGUGCCGACUCCAAGGAGUGCGCACCAGCAAAGCACCAUUAUGACGAGUGCGUCGAGCGCGUAACUGGCCAGAUCGAUAACGAGGGCAAGGCCAAGGAGGACUGCAUUGAAGAAUUCUUCCACCUCACUCACUGCGCAACUCAAUGUGCCGCCCCCAAGCUCUUCGCUCAGCUCAAGUAAAAGCACCCUCCGCCUCGGCUCAUCCGAUCCUCCGCAAUACCGAAUACCGACGGCCGAGGGCGGAUGCGGGAGAUAUCUGCAUGGGACGACAAUCUGAACGCAGCAUGACUACUGUACAUACCACUGAAGACCUGUUUAGAAUAACGCUGUACUAUUUGUUUUUAUCUCACAUUUACCUGUGACAGUGAGCAAUAAGCAACAUACGCGUUCCAGAAUAUGUACGCUUCCAGUUAGCAUCGAAGGUAUCCUAUAUGCGCC